Molecule: messenger RNA, 1155 nt
Organism: Didymodactylos carnosus
Lineage: Eukaryota; Metazoa; Rotifera; Eurotatoria; Philodinida; Philodinidae
Source: the annotation of a GenBank genome assembly
AUGAAGCAAACAAAUCCUAUUAAACUACCACAUAUUCCCGCAUCAAAGCGCGGUCGACAAACAAAUCAAUUACAAUUUAUGUCAAAAAUAUUAUUCAAAACCUUAUGGAGACAUGAAUUUUCUUGGCCAUUUCAAAAACCUGUUAAUGCAGCUAAACUUCAUUUACCGGAUUAUCACAAAAUUGUCAAAUAUCCAAUGGAUUUGGGUACAAUCAAACGUCGUUUAGAAUCGAAUUAUUACUACAGUGCCAAAGAAUGUAUUACAGACUUGAAUAUGAUGUUUACAGAUUGUUAUUUAUACAAUAAAUCGGGAGAGGAUGUUGUCAUCAUGGGUGCAACUUUAGAAAAGGUAUUUCAUGAAAAGCUAUCCGAAAUGCCUGAAGUGGAAAUUGAAAUUCAACCUCAUUUAUCAAAAUCAAGUGGAAAGACGGCACCAGCUCAUUUAACAACAUCAGUUAUUUCUCCAUCAACACCCAGUGAACACAUGACAUCACCAGUUCAUUCUCCGUCAACUCCGUCAAUGAUAACGCGAGCAAAUUCUCAUUCAAAUGCCACUGGGCUAUCCGAUCGUCAUCGUUCAUCUUCUGCUACCAAUAACAGUGCAAUUCUAUCUCCAUUGUCUCCAACAUCUUUGAACAAUAUCGAUCAUCAUAGUUAUCAAUCACAACCGCCCUUAUCUCCCUCAUCGUCCACCAAAUUUUCUCUGCCACCUGUUUCCUUAUCUCAGUCUUUGCCAAACACAACGACAACAACUAUACGUAAUAAUACGAAUAAUACCUUAACAAUUUCAAAGACAGAUCAUCAUCCACAAUUGAAUAUAUCCUUAGGAACUACAGGUAUAGCAAAUAAGAGUGAACCAUUAACACCAGUAUCACCAUCUCAAACGCCAUAUCCUCCGUCGUCGGUGUUAAAACCUUCUAAUUCAAAACAAAAGCAAACGGUAGCUGGUGGUAAAGGGAUUAAACGAAAAGUAACAGAUACGUCCUUGACAUCAUUUGCGACGAAUGACAACAGUGUGACUGAUACUCAAUUAAAAAUAUCAGAUCAACGAGAAAAUCAAACUCGACGGGGACAAGAUUUAACAAAUAAUAGUAGACAUAAACGAGUCAAAUAUGCAGAUGAUUUAAAAACAGAUGGAAAUGAGGCGAGUAAAUAG